Molecule: messenger RNA, 1401 nt
Organism: Blepharisma stoltei
Lineage: Eukaryota; Ciliophora; Heterotrichea; Heterotrichida; Blepharismidae
Source: the annotation of a GenBank genome assembly
AUGGUUGAUCCAUUUUCAGAUCAAAGGCGAUCAACAUUAGGGACGCGCUCUCCAUCCCUCAGUUUAAUUCGCCUCCGUUCAUCAAUAGGCUCUUUCCCAAUGACAGGCUCCUUAAAAGACCGCUAUGACCAGCUUAUGGAAGAAUUCCACACCUUGGAUAAAACAGGGAACAAAGCUUUUACAUUUGAAGAAAUCCAUGAGUUUUUAUCUAACAAGCAAAAUGAGCCAUUUGAUGCAGGCUUAUGCCAAGAGCUAUAUGCAAGGAUUGAUAAAGACUGAGACUCCCUUAUUACCGCUGGGGACUUUGUGGGGUCAUAUGUUGAUGCUGAGUACAUAGUUAUGAAACGAAUCCGGGAACUAAAGAAACAAAUCAAAGAUAAUAAAAAACUAGUUGAAGAGUACCAAGGAAAACUAAGCGAAGCUAGAGAAAAAGAGCAGAAAAACGAGUAUGGGAUCAUGAAAGACAGCAUGCUAACAGUUAACGUAGUUGAUGCUCAAGAUUUACUAGCAAUGGAUUCUAGUGGCUUAUCAGACCCUUAUGUAAUCCUGGAAUGCGAAAACCAGACAUUUCAAACCAAGGAUAUCCAGGCCACUGUAAAUCCCAAAUGGAAUGAAGAAUUCAAAUUUAAUAUCGAGCAUGGCACAGGGAAUCUGAAGCUCAUAGUUAUGGACAGAGAUACUGAAGACAAUGAUGACUAUCUUGGAGAAGUAUCUAUAAAAUUAAGCCAAUUAAAAGACCAAAUCAAACAUGAUCAGCUUUAUAGCUUGAAAAAUAAAGACCCAAAAGGAAAAGAACAAGGAGAGCUGCACUUAAAAUUGCAAUGGGUUUGGAGCAGAAUUGGGCAAUAUGAAGACUUGGUUAAUCAGAAAAACGAAAAUAUUGAGUUUGAUGGAGAAGAGCUGAAAUCGCUAGAAGAACAAGUUGGGAAAUUAUUUAAACCUUUUAGUAAUUUAGAUCAUCCAAAUGAAUGAAUGCUGAAAGAAGAAGCAAGAACUCCAAGGACUUCAGUAAAGUCUAUUUUGUCUGCAAAAAUUGAUGUUGUUACGAAAGAAAUAGAACUCCCAAGCUUUGCGAGCCAAAAAUCGUUUACACAUUAUUUGAUAUAUUCGUUACUUUUGAUGUCGACGCUAAUUAUGAUUUCAAGGCCAGAUUUUGUCAAUGUAAAAUUUAUGUAGCUUAUGAUUUUUAUAUUUGCAGCUUUUAAAAUUUCAACUAGAUCUGAGACAACAAAAAUGUAUAAGCAGCUUUCAAAGCUAGUUAUAGCUUCGUUGGUAUAUGAUUUCAUAUGGUUUGCAAUAUAUCCAUCUAGCUCUAUUUUAGAUUUUUCAGUGUAUUUAAGCUUUCUGCUGUUUCUCAUGAAGAUCCCUGCAUUUAUUAUAUUUUGGAAAAAAACUAAUUAA